GUUUAUUAAGCUGCCACAAAUAAAUGGCAUUGGUCUCACUAACUCCAACAAUCAAGUUAUCUUGGGAACCAAAUGCUACCCAGACCUUGUCUCUGCUCAAUAGAUGUUCAAACAUGGAGGAACUAAAGCAGAUUCAUGCCCAAAUGUUCAAACUAGGUCUUGCUAACGAGACCGUUCCACUAAGCAACAUUCUAACUUUCUGCACCUCUAGAAAUUCUGGCGGUUUAUCCUAUGCUCAGAUGGUGUUUGACAGAGUUAACACACCCGAUACUUUCAUGUGGAACACCAUUAUCAGAGGAUUUGCCAACAGCAGCGAGCCUGAACAAGCCUUGCUUUUGUAUCAACAGAUGCUUACUCAUUCAGUUCCACACAAUUCUUACACCUUUCCGUUCCUGCUCAAAGCCUGUUCCAAUCUAUCAGCCUUGGAAGUAACCCAACAAAUUCAUGCUCAAAUCAUAAAAUUGGGGUUUAGUUCCGAGGUUUUUGCUAUAAAUUCCUUGCUUCACGCCUACGCCAUUUUUGGAAGCAUUGAAUCUGCACGUCUUCUGUUUGACCGAAUCCCCCACCGUGACAUUGUUUCCUGGAACUCAAUGAUUGAUGGCUACAUAAAAUGUGGUGCCAUUAAAACGGCUCAUGAAAUUUUUAAUGAUAUGAAAGCAAAGAAUGUUGUAUCUUGGACAACGAUGAUUUCUGGGUAUGUUGGGGCAAGCAUGAACAAGGAAGCAUUGAAUCUAUUUCAUGAAAUGCAGAUAGCUGGUGUUAAACCUGACAAUAUAGCUCUUGUAAGCACCAUUUCAGCGUGUGCACAUCUGGGAGCAUUAGAUCAAGGCAGAUGGAUUCACAAGUAUAUUAAAAAAAUAGGUAUUCAAGUCGACCCAAUCUUAAGCUGUGCUCUUAUAGACAUGUAUGUGAAAUGUGGUGACAUGGAAGAAGCCCUAGAAGUGUUUAGGAGAAUAGAGAAGAAAGGUGUGUCUGCAUGGACAGCGAUAAUUUUUGGUUUCGCAAUUCAUGGACAAGGAAGAGAAGCUCUAAAUUGGUUUUCAGAAAUGCAGAAGGUAGGAAUUAAGCCAAACCUGAUCACCUUCACAGCUAUCUUGACAGCGUGUAGUUAUGCAGGACUAGUAGACGAGGGAAAAUCAUUGUUUGAGAGCAUGGAAAGGAAACAUAACCUGAAGCCAACGAUAGAGCAUUAUGGGUGCGUGGUUGACCUACUAGGAAGAGCAGGGCUACUAAUGGAAGCUAAAAAGUUGAUAGAUACAAUGCCUGUUAGACCAAAUUCUGUCAUUUGGGGAGCCCUACUCAAGGCCUGCCGGAUCCAUGGAAAUCUCAACUUGGGUAAACAGAUAGGAAAAAUCCUGAUUGAAAAUGACCCUGAACAUGGUGGCCGAUACAUUCACCUUGCAACCAUUUACGCCAUGGCAAGGGAAUGGGACCAUGCAGUUGAAGUAAGAAGACAAAUGAUCGACAAGGGAAUCACCAAACUUCCAGGCUGCAGUUCGAUUAGUCUAAGUGGUAUUUCCCAUGAAUUUUUUGCAGGGGAUAGAUCCCAUCCACAUAUUGAUGAGAUUAACCGCAUGUGGGACCAAAUUGCUAAGAGAUUGAAACAGGAAGGAUAUAAGCCAUCAACAAGGGGUUUACUAUUAGAUCUUGAGGACGAGGAGAAAGAAACAGCAAUCCAAAAGCAUAGUGAGAAACUUGCAAUUGCAUUUGGUCUAAUCAAAACUCAACCAGGGGAAACAAUUCGAAUCAUUAAAAAUCUACGGGUCUGUGAGGACUGCCACACAGUAACAAAGCUUAUCUCCAAGCUCUACGCCAGGGAGAUCAUAAUGCGAGAUAGAACUCGGUUUCACCUUUUCAGUGAUGGAAAAUGUACAUGUGGAGAUUAUUGGUAAUAAGCAAGAGACAUAAAAUACAAUUUUAUGAUCCACUGUGA
Messenger RNA from Pistacia vera, 1933 nucleotides. RefSeq names its product pentatricopeptide repeat-containing protein At5g66520. The record is from RefSeq and is a predicted model, not a curated record. Gene Ontology annotation, biological process: RNA modification. The transcript has a single exon. Lineage: Eukaryota; Viridiplantae; Streptophyta; Magnoliopsida; Sapindales; Anacardiaceae. Gene Ontology annotation, molecular function: protein binding; zinc ion binding; RNA binding. Bases 24 to 1892 code for a protein of 622 amino acids.